GGCAUCCCGUAUUUUAAGACAUUUCCAUUUUUCUGACCUGGAUAUCAGCCAACUUUGUGCCCCAAUACUGAUCUAAUUGCCGCACCCAGCACAUGGAGACAAAACAGCCCGAGCAGCCUCAGCCCGGGGAACCUUCAGCAUCACCACUUCCGGCUCCAGCACCAGCUCCCCCCAAUGGUGGAUUGGCGGCGUGGUCAGGCGUCUUUGCCUCGUUUCUUCUCUUUCUCACCACUUGGGGAUUUUCCACCGCUUUCGGUGCCUUCCAGAGCUACUAUCAAUCCGAUCUGCUGCGCGCGCACUCUCCCUCCAGCAUCGCCUGGGUGGGCACCGUCAAUGCCUUUUGCCUCAUCUCCACCGGCGUCAUCGCUGGUCCUCUUUUCGACCGGGGAUACCUUCACCAUCUGAUGAUCGCCGGCUGUUUCUUGACCACCUUUGGGCUCAUGAUGCUGAGUCUGUCCACUCAGUACUACCAAGUGUUUCUCUCCCAGGGACUCUGCUGUGGCCUGGGUAGUGGUUUGAUCUACGUCCCUGCCUUGUCGUUGGUCUCAACGCGCUUCACAACGCGACGCGGCGUUGCAGUCGGCAUGGUUACUUCAGGCGCGAGUCCACAUAUCGGGUUUCCCUGGACUGUACGGACCUUGGGAUUUAUUCAACUGGCCUGCUCAUGCAUCGCCGUCCCGCUGUUGAUGGUCACUAUCAAGACCCGACGCGGUCCUCCCCGGCAGCUCAUCCACUGGCACGCUAUGAAGGAAUGGAGCUUCAAUGCUUACGGGAUCGCCAACUUCCUCAUGUUUAUGGCCUACUUCAUUCCUCUGUUCUACGUUCCUGCCUUUGCCACUACCGCGCUCCACUCCUCCACCGACCUUAGUUUCUACAUGGUCUCCAUCCUCAACGCCGGCUCUGCAAUUGGCCGUAUCGGGUCUUCCCUGCUGACCUACCGACUCGGCGCCAGUCACAUCCUCCUGGCCAGCGUGAUUGCCUCGGCGGUGCUCCUUUUUGGCUGGAUUGGCAUCCACUCGGUCGCCUCGUUCGUCGUUUUCUGCGUACUCUUUGGCAUCUUCUCUGGCGUGCUCAUCUCUGCUAACCCACUGGUCAUCGCUCACCCGGUGGUCUCGCCCACUCCUUCGAUGAUUGGGACGCGCAUGGGUAUGCAGUGGUUUGCAACCAGUCUCGGUGUAUUAAUUGGAGCGCCGAUCGCGGGUGUUCUCGAGGGUCACGGGGGAGACAACGGUUUUCUGGCACUGCAAAUCUUCAGUGGAGCAGGGAUGACUGUGGGAGCAGCAUUUCUGUUGGUGCCCAUGAUGGCAGUUUGGCGUCACGAUCGUACGCAAAACAAAGCGUGA
Messenger RNA from Aspergillus novofumigatus IBT 16806, 1343 nucleotides. Its product is annotated as putative MFS monocarboxylate transporter. NCBI's taxonomy places the organism in Eukaryota, Fungi, Ascomycota, Eurotiomycetes, Eurotiales, Aspergillaceae. Bases 93 to 1343 code for a protein of 416 amino acids. The record is from RefSeq and is a predicted model, not a curated record. Gene Ontology annotation, biological process: transmembrane transport. Gene Ontology annotation, molecular function: transmembrane transporter activity. The transcript is spliced from 2 exons. Gene Ontology annotation, cellular component: fungal-type vacuole membrane.